Messenger RNA from Astyanax mexicanus (Mexican tetra), 3386 nucleotides. It is a transcript of the gene mocos, whose product is annotated as molybdenum cofactor sulfurase. Gene Ontology annotation, molecular function: molybdenum cofactor sulfurtransferase activity; molybdenum ion binding; pyridoxal phosphate binding. Lineage: Eukaryota; Metazoa; Chordata; Actinopteri; Characiformes; Acestrorhamphidae. Bases 259 to 2811 code for a protein of 850 amino acids. Gene Ontology annotation, biological process: Mo-molybdopterin cofactor biosynthetic process. The record is from RefSeq and is a predicted model, not a curated record. The transcript has 15 exons.
AAAUCAGUGAGACUUGCUGAAGGAGAGAGAGAGACAGGGCUGAGGUUUCCUGCAGAACUACAUUGAAUUCCCUCUGAAUGUUGUAAGACAGGUUCUGACGACAGUCAGCAGCCCCCCACCUCCACCUCCACCACCACUGCUGCUGGACUUGGGACUCGGACACUGUAGGCUGAGCUGUCACAGGAGGAAAUUAAAACUUUAGCCCUGGAAAUGUCAGGCCUGGUCUGUGUUCGUCAGCCUUUCUGACAUUUUGAAAUAAUGGAGUCGUACUGGAGUGAGGUGUGUGAACUGGGCUCGUUGGAGAGCUUUAAGGAAAGCUGGCCGCAUUACGGGUUCGGUGUUGAGCAGAGAGAGCUGAUACAGCGAGAAUUCACCCGGAUAAAAGAUAUUACAUACCUGGACCAUGCGGGUACAACGCUGUUUCCUGAAUCCCAGGUCAAGAGAUUUUAUGAGGACAUAUCCAGGAAUGUGUAUGGCAACCCUCACAGUCAUAAUCCCAGCAGCAGGCUGACGCAUGACACUGUGGAAAGUGUCCGAUACAGGAUACUGGAGCACUUUAACACCAGCCCUGAGGAGUACUCUGUAAUCUUCACUGCUAGCUGCACUGCUGCACUUAAACUGCUGGCUGAUUCCUUCCCUUGGGUUUCUGCCUCUGGUGACCAUUUAGGAAGUCUGUUCUGCUUCCUUACUGACAACCACACCUCUGUGUUGGGUAUUCGUGGGGUGACUGGCCCUAAAGGAGUCAAAACAGUGCCAGUCUCACCUCAGGAAGUAGAAGCCAAGGCCAAAGAUUUUCCUGUAGCUGUCCAUUCAGGGCAUGAAUGCUCAGUGCCCCAUCUUUUCUGUUACCCUGCCCAGAGCAACUUCUCUGGGCGGAAGUAUCCACUGAGCUAUGUAAAAGGGGUCCAGUCUCAGCAGCUCUACCCAGCAUGUGAGCACAGGGGCCGAUGGUUUGUUCUGCUGGAUGCUGCCUGUUUCGUUGGCUGCUCGCCACUGGACCUGAAGCAGCACCCUGCUGACUUUGUGCCCAUCUCUUUCUAUAAAAUGUUUGGCUUCCCAACCGGACUCGGGGCCUUGCUGGUCAGAAAUGAAGCAGCUGAGCUGCUAAAAAAGGGCUAUUUUGGGGGAGGGACAGCAGCGGCUUAUUUGGCGGGAGAGGACUAUUUUGUACCAAGGUCCAACGUAGCUAACAGAUUUGAAGAUGGCACCAUAUCAUUCCUUGAUAUUAUUUCCCUCCAUCAUGGCUUUGAUGUUCUUUACAAACUCACCGGAAACAUGGUGAAUAUUCAGCUGCAUACAUUUGGUUUAGCUCGUUACACCUACAUGAUGCUUUCGUGCCUUCAGCAUAACAAUGGACAGCCUGUGGCCCGGAUCUACUGUGAUAAUGAGUUUGAGGAUGCAUCUGAGCAGGGAGCUGUCCUCAACUUCAAUCUGUUGGACUGUCUUGGACGGGUGGUAGGCUAUUCACAGGUGGACAAAAUGGCCUGUCUGUUCAAUAUUCAUAUGCGCACAGGAUGCUUUUGUAACACUGGGGCCUGUCAAGCCUAUUUAAGCAUCAGCAACCAAGAAGUGAAGAGGAACCUGCAGGCUGGUCAUGUCUGCGGGGACAACAUUGACCUGGUUGACGGGCGUCCCACUGGGUCCGUCCGCAUAUCCUUUGGGUACAUGUCAACGUUUGAGGACUGUCAGAGUUUUUUAAAGUUCAUCAUCAACUGCUUUGUGGAGAAGCCACUAAGACUGGACAAAGAAAGACUGGCAAGGUUAAGAUCAGUUGUACCAGCAGAAGCUUCAGCUUCAGAAGAGCUGACCACAGUUCCCAAUGGGAGAACUGUCUCUGAAGCAAAAGACUUGAAUAUCUCUCCUGCUCCAGUCAGCGACGCCUUACCAAUUCGUGGAGUUUUAAAGACACAGAAGAACAGAGAGAAGGCCCGCACACUGACAAAUAUCUUUAUAUAUCCUGUUAAAUCCUGUGCUGCAUUUGAGGUGACAGAGUGGCCACUGGGGCCACAGGGGCUGUUGUUUGACCGCACGUGGAUGGUAGUAAAUGAGAAUGGCGUGUGUCUGAGCCAGAAGAGAGAGACAAAACUGUGUCUCAUCCACCCGCACAUCUGUCUUGCCUCCAGCACUCUGCACCUGCAAGCCUCAGGUAUGGAUCCCAUCGCUCUUCCGCUGGAGGCCAUAGACGAAAAUCCCAAUCUAAGAAAAUGUCAAAGCAAAGUCUGUGGUGACAGGGUACAGGCAUUCGACUGUGGGGAGAAAGUGUCAGUUUGGCUCUCUACUUUUCUGGGAAAACCUUGUCGCCUCAUCAGACAAAGCUCUGAUUUCCCCCGGGAUAUGAAAAUGGGCCAGGACAAAGGGGUCUGCCCGGCUACCCUCUCUCUGGCGAAUGAGGCUCAGUUCUUGCUGAUUAACAGAGCUAGUGUUGCACUUCUGCUAGACCACAUUGCCAAUGAAAAUGACUGCGCAGAUAAUCACACUUCAUUCGACAUGAUACAACUCAUUCAUCGGUUCCGAGCCAACCUCGUUAUCUCAGGCCUGGAGGCUUUUGAAGAGGAGGACUGGUCUGAUGUGAAAAUAGGAGGUGCUUUAUUUCAGGUGGCAGGAAACUGUGGUCGUUGCCAGAUGAUUGGAAUAAAUCAGGCCUCAGGCACUAGGACACAGGAGCCUCUCAAAUCUCUGUCUGAAUGCCGGAGUGGGAAGGUCACCUUCGGAGUGUACUUGCUUCACCAACCUCAGAGAAACUCUAAUGCAUAUCCCACAUUAUCCGUCGGGUCCACUGUGAUUGCAGAUGCCAAAAACACAAGCAAAUGAAUAUUUAAACUUCCAUAAACUAGCCACUGUAAACUUGAAUAUGUCCAUAAAGCUUGUUUAUUAAAGCUUUAUUUUGUUUUUAAAGGAAUAUUGGCCACGUAAAUCUGACCAUGUUUUCCACUGCCAGAUGAGGAACCAAUGUGCAAUCAAGAUGUUUAAUUCUUCACAAGGCUAUGGAAGUUACAUUUUUAACCAUUACUGUGAAAUGUGCGUAUAACUGGUGCAUAUUACAUUCCCAUAACUUUAUUAACUUCUUAAAAUAGAAACUGUUUUCAUUGUUUUCCAGUUUUUUUCUAUUUUACUUCCUAAUUAUGUGAUAUGAGGCCAGAUUUACUAUGCAAUUCAUAUUUGAAUCUACAGACAGUUUUAUAACAUUAAUGCAGUUGUCAAAUCAGGAUAUUUAUAUGUGUUGCAAUAUACAGUGGGACAUUUUAAUGGGUGUAUAUUUGAUUUGAGACAAAGAUAUCGGGAAUACAUACAGUAUGUAGUGUUGUAUGGAAACAUUUUGGCACUCAUAGUCAAAUAACACGUAUAAUUGAUAAAAAAAAGUGAAAGUAAAAGUAAAGUGAACACCA